Molecule: messenger RNA, 2724 nt
Organism: Erythranthe guttata (spotted monkey flower)
Lineage: Eukaryota; Viridiplantae; Streptophyta; Magnoliopsida; Lamiales; Phrymaceae
Source: RefSeq, a predicted model, not a curated record
AUGGAAGAAACAAGAAUUGCUGAACCGGAGCAGACCGCUGCUGUUUUCUACGCCUCCAACGCGAACUAUCCAUCCAACAGUUGCAACGGUUCCUGCAACAGUUCCCGAGGCGGUAGUUCUUCGCGCUAUCAGCGCGGGGGUGGCCGAUCCAACGGUCGCGGAGGUCGCUGCACUAACCGUCAGCCCAUGCAGCACUACGGCUACCAUAAUGCUCAUGGCGCAUCUCAACUCUGGCGCGCACCUUACCGACAACCGUCAAUUCUGGGAUCCGCUCCAAAUACACCGGGCCACCCAUCCACUCCAGCGGCUCAAGCCUACUUUACUGGACCACCUGAACCCUACACCGGCCACUCGACUCCUACUCAGGUUCAUCCGCAGCAGCAACCAUGCCACAACUCUAACAGUUCCAUCAACAGUUGCAACAGUGACAACGUGGUGGAUCUCGCAAACCGUUUGAAUACGGUGACACUUCAACAGCCUACCGAGUCACAGUGGUUCAUGGACAGCGGGUCGACCUCUCAUAUGGCACCACACUCAGGUAAUUUCAAUUUUGUUUUUAAUCCUGGCUGUAAUUUCCCCAAACAUGUCGUCGUCGGUAAUGGUUCCACCCUCCCCAUAACCCACAUAGGCCACACAAUUCUUCCCACCUCUCCCUUCCGCCUCACAAAUGUCUAUGUCACCCCCAAUAUCGUCAAACACCUUAUCUCUGUUCAAAAGUUCACCCGCGAUAACUCAUGUUCAGUUGAAUUUGACUCGUUUGGUUUUUCUGUGAAGGAUCUUCAGAGUCGAGUCGAGAUUUUCAGGUGCAAUAGCUCCGGUGACCUAUAUCCAUUUGGCGUCCCUCCCCCCACCUCACCUCCCGCUGCUUUCCUCACUGUCGCAACACCUUCGGCUCGCACUCUUUGGCAUCGGCGUCUAGGCCAUCCCGGCAAACACGUCAUUUCCUCCAACUGUUCCAACAGUGAACCACCCUGUUCCAACAGUUCGUCCGACAGUCCUAUAACACAGCCAACAACUGUUUCUCAUGCAGCACCACCUCUCGACCACGGCCAACUCACAACCCCUUCUCAUACUUCCACAUCUCCUUCUCCUACUCCCACACCUCCCCCACCUCCCCCUGCUCACCGUAUGAAACUUAAGUCCGAUGGCUCAUUUGAGCGAUACAAAGCACGGUGGGUUGUUCGUGGGUUUCACCAGCAGGCUGGCAUCGAUUUUGACGAGACUUUUAGCCCUGUUGUCAAACCAGCCACUGUUCGAACAGUUCUCAGUAUUGCUCUCUCGCGAUCAUGGCCAAUCCACCAGCUUGAUGUGAAAAAUGCCUUCUUACAUGGAAAUCUCUCUGAAACUGUCUACUGCGAACAACCUCCCGGAUUCGUCGAUCCAUCUCGCUCCACUCACGUGUGUCGUCUCAACAAAGCACUCUACGGUCUCAAGCAGGCACCAAGUGCUUGGUUCAAGCAUUUUGCAUCUCACAUUACUACCUUGGGGUUCAGAGAAUGCAAGUCCAACACUUCACUCUUUGUGUACUGUCGCAACAGUUCACGCGACUGUAGCAACAGUUCAUGCAACUACCUUCUGCUGUAUGUCGAUGACAUUGUACUUACGGCCUCCACACCUGAAUUGCUCCGCUCUAUCAUCGCUUCCCUUAAUCAAGAGUUCGCAAUGAAGGAUCUUGGCGAUCUUCACUACUUUCUCGGCAUCUCAGUUACUCGCUCGUCGAAUGGGCUAUUUCUCUCUCAACGCAAGUACGCCGACGAGAUACUAGAGCGUGCAUACAUGGCUUCCUGCAACCCUUGUCUUACGUCGGCUGACACAAAGAGCAAGUUGUCUUCGACCACUGGACCCCCCGUUGCUGACCCUACUCUUUAUCGCAGCCUUGCCGGUGCACUGCAAUACCUGACGUUUAUUCGUCCCGACAUCCGCUAUGCUGUGCAACAAAUAUGUCUAUUCAUGCAUGAUCCGAGGGAACCUCAUAUGGCUUCCCUCAAGCGUAUCCUUCGCCACAUUUGUGGCACUCUCGAUCACGGCCUUCAGCUCUCCCCCAAUCCGGACCUCUCCCUUAUCGCUUACUUCGACGCCGAUUGGGGUGGCUGCCCUGACACUCGUCGUUCGACAUCGGGCUAUUGUAUUUUCCUCGGCAACAACCUCAUCUCUUGGUCCUCCAAACGACAGGUCACUACUUCACGAUCGAGUGCGGAGGCCGAAUAUCGAGCUAUCGCAAAUGCCGUCGCCGAAACGACUUGGUUACGCAACCUACUUUCUGAGUUGCUCUGCCCACUUUCGAAAGCCACUAUUGUCUACUGUGACAACGUCAGUGCCGUCUACCUAUCCAGCAAUCCUAUUCAACACUCUCGUACGAAACAUGUGGAGAUCGAUAUCCACUUUGUCCGAGACAAAGUUGCUUUAGGACACGUUCGAGUUCUUCACGUCCCAUCCGCCUACCAGUUUGCCGAUAUCUUCACGAAAGGACUCCCUACUCAACUGUUCCAACAGUUUGUCUCCAGUCUCCCGUCCUCUCCUUUCCCGUUUCGACUGCGGGGUCUUCGCGAAAGAGGGUGGAACGAGUUUCAUCUAGGCAGUCUUCGUCAAGCCACUGAUCUCUCCAAAAAUCUGUGUUCCCUGCUCUCACGAUCCAACGACUAUGGUUAUCCAAGAACUGAAGUUGCUGGAACAAUUAUCAGCAAAGUAAAGAAGCAUGUGUUGGAAUUGGAUCUCGGAACUUAA